This is a messenger RNA of Drosophila busckii, 1179 nucleotides long. RefSeq names its product odorant receptor 45b (gene Or45b). The coding region runs from base 1 to 1179 and encodes 392 amino acids. Gene Ontology annotation, cellular component: plasma membrane. Gene Ontology annotation, molecular function: olfactory receptor activity; odorant binding. Gene Ontology annotation, biological process: sensory perception of smell; detection of chemical stimulus involved in sensory perception of smell. NCBI's taxonomy places the organism in Eukaryota, Metazoa, Arthropoda, Insecta, Diptera, Drosophilidae. The record is from RefSeq and is a predicted model, not a curated record. The transcript is spliced from 6 exons.
AUGUUGUUGCCACGUUUUCUGAGUCGCAGCUAUGCGCUGGACAAGCAUCUGUUCUUUGUAACCAGAUACUCCUACUCGCUGCUGGGGCUGCGCUUUGAGCAGCGCACAAGUUGCUGGUCCAACUGCUGGCUGCUGUUUAACUUUGUUAACUUGGCGCAUUGCUGCCAGGCGGAGUUUGUCUUUGGCUGGAACUAUUUGGGCGUAAGUGCACAGGAUGCAAUGGAUGCGCUUUGUCCGUUUGUUUUCAGCUUGACGACGCUGUUCAAAAUGGCGCUGAUGUGGCGCAGUCGCAAGCAGGUGGCGCAGCUAAUGCAACGCAUCAGACAAUUGACGGAGCAGCAGCGCAGUGAUGAGCAGCUGAAGCGCAGCUACUAUGAGCGGGUAACACGCUAUGGCAUGCUGGUCUUCACCAUGGGCAGCACCAAUACGACGUUCUUUGUGCUGCGCUCGCUGCUGGAAAUGUUGCUGCAACGCAGGCAGGACUUUGUCUACGCUAUGCCGUUCAGAAUGCAAUUUCCAGCUGUUGCGCAUCGCUUGCCGCUUUAUCCGCUGGCGUAUUUGUACUCUGCCUGGAGCGGACAGGUCACCGUUUAUGCCUUUGUUGCCACCGAUGGCUUCUUCUUUGGCUUUACGCUCUAUGUAACAUUUCUGCUGCAGUCGCUGCAACAAGCUGUGGCACGCGUGCUGCAUGCCGAGCAGGUGCCAACUGCAGCGCAAUCUGCUGCGUGCGCUGCGCAGCUGAACGUGCUGAUCGAUCGCCACAAUGAGCUUGUGCGCAUUGUGCGCAGCUUCUCCAGCAUUAUGGCUGCACCCACUUUCAUAGAGUUUGUCGCCUCCAGCCUGCUGCUGGCCACCAGCUUUAUAGACAUACUGCUGUUCUCUGGCUAUAAUAUACUGCGCUAUGUGGUCUAUGCCUUGACGGUUAGUUGCAGCAUAUUUCUUUACUGUUAUGGCGGCACUGAAAUGUCCGCAGCGAGCUUGACUGUAGGCGAGGCUGCCUACAAUAGUCAUUGGUAUCUGUGGCCGCGCAAUGUGCAACGUCGCGUCCUUUUGCUCAUGCUGCGUGCCCAACGACCCAUAACGGUGCAGGUGCCGUUCUUUGCGCCCUCGCGUCCCUUGUUUACAGCGAUCAUCAAGUUUACUGGCUCCAUUGUGGCGCUGGCCAAGACCAUACUUUAG